UACCAGCCCCUUGCCAUCAUGUGAUUACAAGUCAGCUGACAAAAAAAACCACUCCCGCAUGCGGAAGUGAUCGUUGUGCUCGGCAAGAUGGAGGGGGCGUUGGAGCAUCAUUUAGAAGACACAAUGAAGAACCCCUCCAUUGCAGGAGUCCUGUGCACCGAUUCCCAGGGCCUCAACCUGGGCUGUCGUGGUACCCUCUCAGAUGAACAUGCAGGUGUGAUAUCUGUUCUAGCCCAGCAAGCAGCCAAAUUGACAUCUGAUCCAACAGAUAUUCCUGUAGUGUGCCUCGAAUCAGAUACUGGCAAUAUCAUGAUCCAGAAGCAUGAUGGCAUCACAGUAGCAGUACACAAAAUGGCAUCUUAACGUUAUACAUCCACAAUACUCCUUGCUCUUCAACAUUUAUGCACCUUUGUGGACUACUCUUCUACAGAUUAAUACAGGUUGAAUAUCCAGUAUCACUAGGUAGAACCUAGCUGGAUUGGACUGUAAACAUUCUCCCAAGUUGGUAUGGAAUCUUAAUUGCUCUGAACUUGUACCAUUUCAUAUUAUCAUGUGUGGAAUGUUUUCCUGUUACAUGGCUGGGGAGAGCACCUUGUCAGGUGGCCCCAAUACUCAAUAAAUCAAUAAAUAAACAAACUAGAACACACUGCUUGUUCACUAC
Podarcis muralis (Common wall lizard) is the source of this 661-nucleotide messenger RNA. The record is from RefSeq and is a predicted model, not a curated record. Lineage: Eukaryota; Metazoa; Chordata; Lepidosauria; Squamata; Lacertidae.